AUGUCCACUGCCAUUCCAUUCACUCCAUCCACCUGCUCUACCUCUACUACCAUUAAGCCGCAGCCAAGCGCCCAUGGAAAGAUAGUCAAACUAUCAGCAAUUGAUCAAAUCGCUCCAAGAGACUACAUCUCAUCAUGCCUGUAUUUUCCUGUGUCACAAAAUGCGGAUAAGAGACAUAUCUUUCAUCUAUUCGAGCGAGCCUUGGUCAACACGAUCAUUGACAUCCCGGAACUCGCAUGUUCUGUGCGACAGCCCAUCGGAAGCACUCGGGAAGAGGUUGAGCUUCUAUUCGAUAUGGAGCAGGGCGCCAGACUCAACUACAAGGAUUACACGGCACCGGAACUUCGGACUUUAUGGAAGUUCGGAACGUUCCACCAACUUGAGAGGGAUUAUUUUCCUCUUAAUAUCCCGAGACACAUCAUCUUCGGCACAUCUGCAAAGCUCGUGUCCGGUGCCAGUAUUCCGGCGCUGGUGCUUCAGUGUAACUUCAUAUGUGGAGGCCUUAUACUCGGGACCUGUCUUCAUAUAUUGAGUGAAAUGCAGCAUGUGGCGGGCGAUGGCGUGUGCAACUUUAUCUUGCACAAGACAAUAGGCAUGCACUUGGCCGCCAUUACCCAAGAGCUCGGCCUCCGAGUUUUUCCAAUUACCCCCCUUGAACGAAGCUCAGUUGUUGAGGGUGAACAAGGCGUGACUUUAGAAGAGUUUCCUGAUUGGAAGCUCACAGAGACCUCUUCCACCUUUCUGAACCCGACAAAUUACGAAGCUGCCGAGGCUCAGUCUACUGAGCAUGGGAUAUUCUCCAUCUCUGCAGAAAAGCUUUCUCUUCUCAAGAACCAUGUCCUAAAAAGCGCUACGAACAAAAAGCUGAGCACAACUGAAGCUAUAUGUGCUUUUCUUUGGCGCCACGUUGUUCUUGCCAGGCAGAUAGACCACCAUCGAUACCCAGAGGCGAAGCUAUCAAUCACUGUUGAUGCGAGGGAACGCAUGGAAGAUCCUCCACUCCCAUCCAACUAUUGGGGGAAUUUUGCGGAGCCGAACGCAGUCGCCAGAGCAUCUGUCGCUCGUCUACAGAAUGAAGAAGACGGACCCACGAUCUAUGUGGAGUUGGCGACUAGUGUCAAGCGAGCCAUUGCUGCAGUCAACAACAGAGCAGUAAGGCGCCUCGUUGGACUGCUCAAUCAGAUGCCCAAGAGUACUUCCUUGACCUGGAAUGUUGACCGAUACCCUGGCCCAGACAUGCUCAUAGUCUGUCUUCAAGCACAUAGAUAUGAUGACAUUUAUUUCGGGCGUGAUCUGGGAUAUCCUUCUGCGUUUCGCGUUACGGUUGGAGACACUGAGGGAAAGCCUGACGGCCGGUGCAUCAUCCUACCACCACGCCAUGCUGAAGGCCAUGGACUGGAACUGAUUGUACAAUAUAGCAGUGGAACUUUGGAGAGGCUUGAGAGUAAUGUAGAGUUUAGCAAGUUCUUUACACGUCGUAACUAG
Messenger RNA from Fusarium subglutinans, 1485 nucleotides. RefSeq names its product trichothecene 3-o-acetyltransferase. The transcript is spliced from 2 exons. Gene Ontology annotation, molecular function: acyltransferase activity, transferring groups other than amino-acyl groups. Lineage: Eukaryota; Fungi; Ascomycota; Sordariomycetes; Hypocreales; Nectriaceae. The record is from RefSeq and is a predicted model, not a curated record. Bases 1 to 1485 code for a protein of 494 amino acids.